AUGGAUUCAAAUCAUCAUAAUAUUAAAAUGGUCACGAAUGAUAAUAAAAAUGGCGAUGAUAAAUCUGAUGGUGAUGAUAAUGAUGAAGGAACUAGCAGCAAUGAUGAUGACGAUGAAACCGAAUCAGAUGAUAACGACGAUUCUACGGACGAAGUUGAUGAUGAUGAUGAUGAUGAUGAUGUUGGCGAUGAGAUUGAAAGUGAUGAUCAGGAAAAUAUAACCACUGAAAUAAUGAUGCCAUUGUCUCCAAAUAGUACACCCACUUGUUAUAUCUGUUUAAAUGUGUUCGAAGGCCAAGAUAUUGGCAGUCCCGAUUCAUGUGAAUCGAUGCAUCAUUUUUGCCUCGAAUGUAUCGAAGAAUGGAGCAAGCAAAUAAACACCUGUCCAGUAGAUAGAAAUUCAUUUUCGUUCAUCUUGGUUCGAAGGACCAUUAAUGGUGAAAUUGUCAUGAAGGUUCCAAUCGCUAAAAAAUCUGUGCUGGAAAUCGUUACAAUUGACAAUGAUGAUGUUACAUAUUGCGAAAUUUGUGGUCGAUGUGAUCGGGAAGAUCGUUUAUUACUUUGUGAUGGUUGCGAUUUCGGCUAUCAUUGUGAAUGUUUAAUUCCAGCAUUGGAAACGAUACCAGUCGAUGAAUGGUUUUGUCCUGAUUGUUUUGAACGAUUAUUUGGUGAUGAUACAAACGAAGAAAAUAAUCAACGUCGAUUGGCUCAACGUAGAGCGUUAGCACGAACUGGAGCAUUCGAAAGAGUUCGUAAUCGAAUUAUGGCUAGACGUUCCAACGUUAUGUCUCGAACUACUACACCUAGACGGAAAAAGAAACAGAAAAGACGAAAGAAAACAACAAAAAAACGAAAAACAACAAAGACCAAGAGCUCUAAUAAAACUAAAAAAACUCGACGAAGAAAAUAUAGGAAGCGUACAAAAAAAUCGAAAUUAUCCAUGAAACGUCUACCUGCAGCUGACCCACGAUCACGUUUGGCAACUAGGUUAGGUUUGGUUUGCAAGCCUAAAUCACCAUUUGGAAUGCCGGUUUCCAAACCAAUUAAUUUAACUCGCUCGAUAUCAGAAAUUCGACAACUUAGUGGCAUCGGCGGUCUUUCAAUGUUUGGCUAUGGUUUGGAAAUGAAUCAUCUUAGUUCCUAUGGUGAAGAUUUAUUCGAUAAUGCUGUUGUCGAUGAUUCGGCUGUUGGAAGCCUUGGAUUAUUGACAAAUACAAGACAUCAUAUAUUUGUCAAUAAUAAAUCUUCAAUUAAAACACCCACCGAAUCAUUAUCAUUGCAGAUACGAGAUUCUUCCAAUAUCGAUGUAUUGAGCGAGAUUAUGAAUUCUCAAGAAAUCCUACACGCUUCAUCGUCAGAUUUAUCAAUUGCUCGUGAUGGCCGAAUUUAUCUCAAAACAGAUUCCUCGAUAUCAAACAAUUCGAUUCGCCAAUGUCCAAACAAUUCUUCACCAAAUCAUUCAUCAUCAUCAUCACCGCCCCCAUCAUCAACAAAUAAUGGUAAUAGUUUCAAAAAUAAUAGUUCUUCCGAUAGGCUAGCAUCACUAUCGGGAAAUUCAUAUUUAUCCUCUUCAUCCUCAUCAUCUUCAUCGUCAUCGUCUGCACAUCAAGAAAGUACUAAUCAUACAGAAGAUAUAAGCUUUAUAAAACCAUCACCAGUGGUUUCAUUAAAUAUUGACAAUGAUGAUGAUGAUAAAAACAUUGAUAUGGAAAUGUAUAGUGACAUUGAAUCCUUACAAGAUGAUAACAAUAACAAAGAUUUUGAUGAUAAUCAUCCUGAUGAUGCUAGCGACAAUAAUGAUAAAAAUCAUAACAAUAAUCAACUUGAACAGUCACAAGAGCCUACAAAGAAACAUGAAUCUAACCCAGAAGAUGAUAAAUUAUUGACAAAUGAAAGUGAUAUUAAUUCAACACAAAACCAAGAAAAAAUUCCAAAAACGAUAACAGUAUUAAUAAUAUUGAAAAAAGGUUCGAAAAAAUCUCAGCCAGUUAAACUUAAACGACGCCCAUCGAUCAAUGAUUUAUUCGGUGACGAUUCUGAAGAUGAAGAUGACCACGAUGAAGUGAAUGAAUUGAAACAAUUGGUAGCUCAACAAGGAGGUAUCAAUGUGCAUUUUCCAAUAAAAAUGCCCAUCGUAUUGAAGACAAAUUUUCUUAGUGAUAAAAAUAAGUCUUUUAAUAACAAUGAUGAUGAUGAUAUUCCAUUGUCAAAAAAAUGGGUUCCCAUCUAUCCCGAAAUGAAUGAAACAUCCAAAAAUUCCGGAUCAAAAUGGAAAGCAAUUGGAGCUAAUUCUGAAUCAGAACAAAAAUCGACAUCAAAAACAAACGCAAAAGUUUAUACGGAUAAUGAUAAAAAAAAUGAAAAAUCAAACAACAAUAAUCAUCAUCAAAAAAUGGACAUAAAAAAACACGUGAUUUCUUCAAAAUUGCAAAGUUCAUUGCGAAAAGUAAAAGAUGAGGAAAAUCAGGACAUAUUUCCCGACAUUGAAUCAGUUAGAAUUAAAAAACCUGCAUCCAAAACGAAAGAUGAAACACCAACUAAAACGACAAAAAAACAACAGGAUAAUGAAAAAAUUUCACAUAAAAAUUCUACUUCAUCCGAUAAUAAAAUUCGAACCUGUAAGCAUGGAAGGCCACUUGCUCAUAAGAAUAAAGAAUCAUCAUCAUCAUCCUCUACAUCGACAGCUAAACAACGUGCAGCAGUCGAAACUACUACAUCAAGAUCCGUUCAUCAAAAAGAUCAUAGCAGCAGGAAACGUGAGCGUAGUGAUCCGAUUUUGGAUCAUAAUCAAGAUGAUCGAUAUGAUCAUCAUCGAAAAUUUUCCAGAAAUGAACAUUCAAAAUUGGAAUCGAAAGCUGUCAUUUGUCCGCCGCCAUCAUCAUCAAAUGUAAAAAUCACUCAAUCCUCAUCCAAAACUAAUAAUAAUAAUGACAAUCGUUUACGAGAUUCAACAUCAAAAGAUGAAAUCAAUUCAAAUGCAAAAAAUCAUCGUCACCACCAUCACCAUCAUCAUCGUCGUCAUCAUCAUCGCCAUAAGCAUGAUUCGGAAAAUAAUUCUUCAGGUGCCAAUUCCGGUCAUCGUCUUGUCGAAGAGAAGAAAUAUUCAGAGAAAAAAUCAAAUUCAAAAUCUAAUAUGUUUCAAUCUUAUCCGAAAAUAGAUUCUAAAGAAAUUUUUGCUCAAGGCGACAAAAUCAUCAUUAAUGUAAAUUUCAAAAAACAAGAAGAUAAUCAAACGAUUGAAAAAUGUGAUGAACCCAAAAAUGAAGUGAAACUUAAUAAAGGUAAUACGAUAGAAACGAUGAGUCCUGAACGUUCACAUUCUGAUGAUUCGUUGGGAAAAUUGAGUGAUGAUUCUAUUGAAUCGAUAACAAAUUUUCAUUUGGACCAUAACAAAUCCAAAACUGCAUCUUCAGAUUUGAAAGGAGUCUUUUCGGAUGAAUUUAAAUUCUUACCAAAGAGUGAGACAAAUAAUACAUCCACUGUAGUUACAACGAAAAAGGUCGAAAAUAAGAUGGAAAAAAUAUCAGAUUUUGAUGAAAAUGAUAUUUUCAUCGACGAUGAUUCAUUUCUGCCUACUCCCACUCAAGACGAAUCUCAAUCGCCAAUGCUGGGGACCGAUACCGUAACACGGUCAAAGCAAUCAUCAACAUCGGUGGUCAAAUCUUCCGGAUCUACUACUGGAGUAUUGCAAUCAUCUACAGCUAUUGAAACAAAUUUCGACAUGGCCAAAGAUAGUGAUUUUUAUGAUCCUGAGUUGCCUCUACAAAGUCCUGAUCAUUCGAAAAGUCCAAAUAUAGAAAAGUUUAGCUUUGAAUCGACGUUAAAAAGUUCCCGUUUGUCAAUUUCGAAAGAUUCUACUAUAUCUUCCGAACAGUCAAAUGUUUCGGCCAAAUUAGCUUCACUAAGUAAUUUCACUCAAAUUCUAGAAUAUGCCCAAACUUUGAAACAACAGCAACAGAACCCUUCAAACAACAGAAUGUCCAAUGCAUGCGGUAAAUCGCAAUUAAAAGCAAACUCAUCAACGUCGACGGUUAAAGAAAUGGCAGCCAAUCAUGAUAUAAUUGAAAUCGUUGACAUGGAUGUAGUUUCUCCUAAUAGUUUAUCUCCAAUCACAUCGCAUACACAACCAAAUCAUCCAUCAUCAUCGUCAUUAGCCAAUGUGAAAGAAAUUUGGGAUCAAAUCAUAAAAACUGCUUCCUCAAGACUUCAAUCGAAUAGCAAUUCCAAAAUCAAAUCGAAUGGUAAUGCUAAAAGUAAGAAUUCGAAAAAAUCGAAAGGUGAAUUUUUUGAUGGUCAACCCACCUCUGCUGUAGAUAUGGAAAUAAAAGAAAAGUAUUUGAAAAAGUUAAAUCGUCAGGAACGGGUGAUCGAAGAAGUAAAGCUAGCAUUGAAGCCGUAUUAUCAAAAAAAGAAAAUCAACAAAGAUGAAUACAAGAGUAUAUUACGAAAAGCUGUUCCAAAGAUUUGUCAUAGCAAAAGUGGCGAAAUUAAUCCAUCAAAAAUCAAUAAAUUGGUCGAAGCAUAUAUCAAACAUUUCAGACAUUUAAGGAAGAAAUCUUGAUGUGUAUUAUUUUAAUCUUUAUGAAUUGAUGAAUUGAUUGAUAUUAUUAUUAUUAUUAUUA
Messenger RNA from Dermatophagoides farinae (American house dust mite), 4621 nucleotides. RefSeq lists its product as uncharacterized. NCBI's taxonomy places the organism in Eukaryota, Metazoa, Arthropoda, Arachnida, Sarcoptiformes, Pyroglyphidae. The record is from RefSeq and is a predicted model, not a curated record.